Messenger RNA from Rhizopus microsporus ATCC 52813, 1056 nucleotides. Its product is annotated as PLC-like phosphodiesterase. The transcript is spliced from 2 exons. Lineage: Eukaryota; Fungi; Mucoromycota; Mucoromycetes; Mucorales; Rhizopodaceae. The record is from RefSeq and is a predicted model, not a curated record. Gene Ontology annotation, biological process: lipid metabolic process. The coding region runs from base 1 to 1056 and encodes 351 amino acids. Gene Ontology annotation, molecular function: phosphoric diester hydrolase activity.
AUGCUUAUUACAACCCUGAUCCUUUCUGUGCUUUCCCUUUCUCUAGCGAGCGCACAGCAGGUGUGCAAUGGAUAUGCAGAAUAUUGUAAUAAGCCCUAUAAUUCACUAUCCUAUGUUAUAACACACAACUCCUAUGGCUAUAUAACCAACCCUGCUGCCAACCAACUAUGUCCUAUUACGACUCAAUUUGCAGAUGGUGUCCGAGCUUUGAAGUUAUCUGCUGUAUCUCUAGCCAAUACAACAAACAGUGCUAUUACAGCUGAAAGUAUUUAUCUUUGCCAUACAUCAUGUACUAUAUUAAAUGCAGGUCCUGCUGUGGAUACCCUUCGUUCGAUCACUGAUUGGGUCAAGAACAAUCCAAACGAAGUCAUCACCAUCAUGUGGAAUAACGUUGGUAAGUUUAAUGCGGAUGCCUUCAAGGCUGCCUAUGAAGCAAGUGGCAUUAUCGACUACAGUUAUCAACAACCAGCGGGCAACUUUACUUGGCCUACACUUGGGGAGCUAAUUGCCAGUGGAAAAAGAGUUAUUAAUUUUGGUGACACCUAUUAUCAACAAGAACUUCCUUGGCUAUUAACUGAAUUUAAUUAUGUGUUCGAGACACCUUACAAUAACCGCAACGAAUCUUCAUUCAGCUGCACUAUUGAUCGUCCUCCAAACCCUGAUAACCCAAGCGAAAUGAUGUAUGUCAUGAAUCACUUCCUUUAUGGUACACUUCAACUUGGCCAAAUGACAAUCGAAAUACCACAAAAGGGUACAGCCAAUGUGACCAACUCUGACGGUUCUCUCUUAAAACAAGCCCAAGCAUGUACUCAAGCCUUUGGACGUCAGCCCAACUUUUUAGAGGUUGAUUUUUAUAACCUUGGUGAUACACUCAAGAUUGCUGCCCAAUUAAACAAUGUAACAUAUAGUGGUACCACAUCACAAUGCGAUAGCUAUGCUGCGAAAUACUCGACCAGUUCGAGCACAGACUCGUCCGAAGCAAUCCAGACUAUCAGCUUUAGCUCGGUCAGCUUGUUACUUUCUUUAAUAGCGGCCACAUUUUUCAUAUUCUUUUAG